Messenger RNA from Rhododendron vialii, 554 nucleotides. Its product is annotated as protein transport protein Sec61 subunit beta-like. The coding region runs from base 167 to 421 and encodes 84 amino acids. NCBI's taxonomy places the organism in Eukaryota, Viridiplantae, Streptophyta, Magnoliopsida, Ericales, Ericaceae. The record is from RefSeq and is a predicted model, not a curated record. Gene Ontology annotation, cellular component: endoplasmic reticulum membrane; Sec61 translocon complex. Gene Ontology annotation, biological process: intracellular protein transport. The transcript has 2 exons.
CAGAUAAUUGGACAGUCGCUGUGGACUUUCCUCCAGCGUGUCCUUCACCACCUAUAAGCUACAUUUUCCUCGUCCCACCAGAAAACCCUCUCCCUCUCCCUCUCCCUCUCUCUCGGCGCGAUCCGAUUACGGUGCGGCCAUCUUCAUUCAAUCACGAGACUAAGAAAUGGCUGUUGGUGGAGCAGCACCCCCAAGAGGAAGUGCAGCAGCAGCUGCUGCCAAUCUGCGGAGGAGGAGAACAGCAGGUGGUGGGACUGCUGCAGGAGGAGCAGCCGGCAACAUGCUCCAGUUUUACACAGAUGAUGCUCCAGGGCUCAAGAUAUCUCCCAAUGUUGUUCUUGUAAUGAGCAUUGGUUUCAUAGCAUUUGUUGCUAUUCUUCAUGUCAUGGGUAAGCUGUAUUUCGUACAUAGGGAGGCUUGAGAAGUUGUAUGGUUUAAUACUCCUAGCUAUUUAGAUUUGCCGAAUUUUGUGUUUGGGAUGCUAACAUUUUGGGUUCAUAAGAACUGUUUUGUUGUUACUGCUUUUGAUUAUAUUGAGAAACACAAUUGGCGUA